GAACCUGACCUUGAAAGAUGUUUCGGUUGUAAAACAAAGAUGAGCUCGCACUCUGGUGGAGGAUGAUCUUUGUCUACCUGCCAUUGAUCUUCUUCAGCCGUAUUAUUGCCUUCUGCCAUUCGAAGAGAACGUAUGUUCUAUCUCGCGAUUGUCAAAUGCCUUCAAAUUACGGUUCAAUCCUCCACUAUUCCAACACAAAAUACCUUCGCAUCGACAACCUUGAGGGAGGCAUUGUGCUCUACUCACAUGAGCUCACCCACACCGGUUCUCCGAAUCCGAACUCCUCUUCUUCCUCUGUCUAUCCAUACGGCUUUUCUUGUGAAGUACUCGUCCACAGUCCGGUACCGAGUGCCAAGAUUAUGCUCAGAGUGGAACAUUUUUAUGUGCCAUCGGACAGCGACGAUUGCGUGGAAAAUUAUCUAUACGUGUUUGAUUCCAACACUUCCAAGUCAAAAGCUAUGACGGAAGCCGGAGGUGAACGCGGACUUUGCCGCGCCAAUUUUCCUCAUCGCCCCAUCUUCACAACAAACCCCUACGUCUGCAUUGCAUUCCACACCUCAACACGUCCACCGCCCGUCACUUCCACCAAGUCGCCAGGAUUCAGUUUGGUCCUCACAGCGAUUCUCGACACCGACACGCACACAUGCCCCUCCGGUCAUUUCUACUGUGAUUCACGCCCGACUCAAAGCCAUCCGGCACAUCCUUUGAACACCGGGUUGUCCAUAUUUGCGGAUCAGCGCUCCCCAGUUCCUCCAACAGUUCUCUCUGGAUCCGCGUUAUCCAAUCGAGACGCAUCCUCUCGAAUUGGUUAUUGCAUCUCCGAAAAGGCGGUCUGUGAUGGCAUCGUGAACUGUGCGGAUGCUCGAGACGAGUCCUUGAAUAGAUGUGAGGCGAAGGGAGGUUCCAAGAGCUCAAACUGGUGGACGGAUGGAGAUACACCAUCAAACGGUUGGCUAUCCGGUUUCCUAUCACUGGGUAUUCCGGCUUCUAUUGCUGUCGCCGUGAGCGCAAUCAUUACUUUCACUGUGUGUAUUGGUGCAGUGAUUUGCUGUUGCAACCGCUGUUGCAAACCGUCUACACAUACCGGUCCCUAUUCACGUGCUUUUGGCCCUUUUAUCUCGAAUCUUCAGUAUCCUGGAUCCGCGUGGGCUUCCACGACGGGCACUGCAGCCUCACCAACUAGUCGUGGGAACUUGCGUUUUUUGUCGAACGGAAGUCACCAAUUUUCAUUUUCUCCCUACCCUCAGUCAGCUUUAUCCCAGCACUACUACGGCUUUGGGGCCGUGCCUCCGCAGUUUAGCGAUCAGAAACUACGUUUUGAGGCCCAGAAUGACCUAUCGUCCAUACACUCUCAUCUUCAUGAACCCAAGGUACCGUCUUCCGCAAUGUGUUACUCAACUGGACCAUCUAGAUCCACGAACUCUACGGUGCAACCACCGUCCCAGCCGCGUGGUACAGCUAGAGGCGGUGCCCUCCCAACCAUGAGUGUUCAUCAUGUCCAACCUCAUUCUGCCUAUCCGGCACUGUGUGUGUCCUCAUCGAUUCCGGCGCUCGGCACGUCCAGUAGCCCAGGGACCUACCUUCAAGAUCAAUCAUCCACAGAACGCUGUUGCUACACUCCACCUCCUUACGGCGCUUGCGCGGUGCCCCCAGCCAGUAGUGUGACAGCAAGUAGCAGUCGCACUGGAACGAGCGUUGGGAUCACGGGUCCAGUUACGCUUGGAAUUCAUGGAUCUGCAUGCUUAUCAGGCUCUAGAGCUGCAAGCAACUCAGGAUAUGUGGCUUUUACGAGCGCGGACGUUGGUGGUAGCGCAGACAACGGUAGUGGUGCUGAAUUGCGUACUGCAGGCUCCAUAGGAAUGUUAUAUGGUCCGCAACUGAGUGGUGGAGGCAACUCUGCUCUUCACACUAACACUCCGGUGGAAACCAUAUCCCAAACUGGUGGGGAUCUCAUUUCAAACGGCGGAAUCGUUUAUCUUGGUGAGUUAAUUCCGCCCUACGCAAACGACGCCAGCGAUAAACUUCGCUCCAGUUCCUGCGCUAGUGGCGUUAUGGGCGCUGGAUCUACGACUACCGGGAGUGGAGGUAGCUCUCGUGGCCGAGCCAGGUGUGCUCAGCGCCUUCAAUCGAACGAUUCAUCGGCACACUUUCCGUUUUCUCACCCGAUUCUCAAUUCACAAGGUAACCCUGGUGGCUACCGACGCACUACAGCUCCUUCUCAUCGACAACAUCGCCACAGGUAUCACCGCUCAAACGAUUUUGUCCGCACUGGCUCCAGUGGGUCUCACACACCUGCAAGCUCGCGAUGUGAUCCAUCUUCCUCUAAACGAUCUGACGCUAACAACGCCAACAUCCAGACAGUGUCCAACAUUGACCCCCAAUCCCUCAACAAUGCAGUUGUCGCUCCCAUUCAACUGUAGCCACCGUGCGGCCGAUAGCUGUGCAUUUAUUUCCAGUGAUCUUGUGGUCAUUCGGUUGCACCUUCGCCUGUUGCUCACUCCUCAGCCCCUUUCUAGUGAGGUUGACGCAUUUUACAUUUUUUUUUUAACUCUUACUCGAAUUCGCAUUUCCCCAUGCCAUGUCGUUGACUAUGCAUCCAGCUGUGGACAUUUUUUCUAUGCUGUUUGUUUCUCUCAGACAAACCUAUCUUCUUCCUCUUCAUAGAGUUCUACGCAAUCCGUUUCCUCUCCUUAGACCACACACUGUCUUUCAUUCAUCUUUUUCUCUUUCUUUUCUAACAAUUGUUGUUUGGACAAAAGUCAUUGUUCUUUAAAACUAGUGCAAUCGUGUUUCUGUACAGCCAGUAAUUCUGCUCAUAUUUUGCAACAUACUAUUCUUCUUUACGUCAAGACCAGUUUUUCAUGACAACCCAUAUGUGGCGGGGCAAUUACUAACAUUCAUGUAUUUCUGUUGCUUUCUAGUGUAUACUAAAGCGUAUGUUUGGUGAUCGGCGAAAUACUUCAGACGUCUGGCUUGUGAACUAUAACCGUUAGCAGUUCGAGCCUGUGUAGCUGUACAGGUAUGAUCCCGUAGCAUCCGUCAGUCGCUGAACGCGAUCUUUGAAUCUAGCAUGGCAGGGAGACAUCGGUCCGAGAUUCUGGCAUGCCGUUGCUACUUUCCAGAUGCGUCUAACUAAAUUCGUACCACGCUUUGUUCUCAUGCCGUGAGGCCAAUGUGUCCAGUACUGAUUCCUUAUGCAUGUUGUGAGUAUCCAAAAAGAGAACUGGCAGAUAAAAAUUGUGUAUUUAAACCUUACUGUGCUGCAGUUGCUUCAUCGAAUUGAAGCCACUAGCUUUUCCAUGCCAGUGACAUUUGUGACUAGAUUAGCUCUAAUUGACCACUUCAACGCCCUAUGUCACCUCCCUUAUGUUGGUCUCUUGUAAUCGCGCAUCUUCUGUUUUGUUCAGCUUCAUUUUUACCAAAGCGUAUGAUCAAUCCUUUGUUCUGUAACCCACCUGACCACCUACCGUUGGUGGUCUUGAUUCAUUUCAAUGUGUUUGUAUCUGGUGACUUAAGCUUCGAUGCGGAUAUUACUUUUCACCUGUAACAUUUUCACCGAGUCUGAAAUGUGCAUUACCGCGAAGGAAUCCUAUCUUCUACACUGUGUUCUUCAGUUUUACCAAGUAUGAUUUGAUUUUAACCCCUUAGGCGAUUGAACCUCGGCUUCGGACUUCCUUUCUUAAUUCCAAUGGUUUUGUCC
This is a messenger RNA of Dicrocoelium dendriticum, 3700 nucleotides long. Lineage: Eukaryota; Metazoa; Platyhelminthes; Trematoda; Plagiorchiida; Dicrocoeliidae. The record is from the annotation of a GenBank genome assembly.